This is a messenger RNA of Brenthis ino (lesser marbled fritillary), 213 nucleotides long. The record is from the annotation of a GenBank genome assembly. Lineage: Eukaryota; Metazoa; Arthropoda; Insecta; Lepidoptera; Nymphalidae.
AUGUUCUCCCGACCGAUUCCGGCCACGGCGGCCAAUCUCAUUGAGACUAGCCAACUGCGCAGGAGAUAUUAUAGUGCACAAGUGUACGCGCAGACACAACGUGCACUCUCUAUUCCUGUCACUCUCAUAUUCCGGUGGGACGACUGCUCGACACGACCAGUGAGAGUUAAGGCGCAGGACCGACGGCUUUACGUGCUCUCCGAGGCACGGGGG